ACACCAUGUACAAGACUCACAUUUUGUCGUAGACUCUGCUGCGGCACAACCAAACAUCUUUAUCAACCCAACCGGUGUCCAGGAGGAACGGGCGUGUUCCUCGAUGAGCUGGGUAGUCUUGGACUUGUCGCAGGUCAUUGGCAGCAGAGAACUGGAAGGAAAGGAGGCCAAAGGAGGUGUUGGCUUUGGGGAUGACCAGUGAGAUAUACGAGGCGACUGUAGUGACUGCUGGACGCCUGUAGUGACUAGCAUUAUGGGAUGUGGCACUUCCGUCACCACCGACAACAAGGGGAGGAGACUGACGACAGACCAGAUGGCCAAGAAAACUCCCAGCCCUGCACUGGCUAUGAAGGCAGCCAUCCUGAUCCAGCGUUGGUACAGACGUUACAUCGCCAGGUUAGAGAUGAGACAGCGAUACACCUGGAACAUCUUCCAGUCUAUAGAGUAUGCUGGGGAGCAGGACCAGCUACAGCUCUCCAGUUUCUUCAGUUUCAUGCUGGACAACUUCACUCAACUCAAUGGGAAUGGCCCAGAUCUGAUCUCCCACCUGCUAGACCCAGUGGUUGACCCGUGGUCAGACAGAGAGAGACAGACCAUGUAUGAACAGAUCACUGUUCCUGAGUCCUACAGUGGUCCUCACCUCACCUUCCCCCUCACCGUCUCUCACACCAACGCCCUGCUCUCUGCAUUCAAAGAGCAACAGCCUCUCCACGGCAGAUACAUGCUGCAGUUGUUACACCAGACUAAGAAGCUCCUGAAACAGAUGCCAAACGUCAUUCACCUGUCCACACCCUACGCCAAGGAGAUCACAAUAUGUGGAGAUUUACAUGGCCGUCUUGAUGACUUGCUGCUCAUAUUCUACAAGAACGGCCUCCCCUCGGCAGAGACCCCGUAUGUGUUCAACGGAGACUUCGUGGACCGAGGGAAGAAGUCUGUGGAGGUCAUCAUCCUGCUGUUUGCCUACCAGCUCCUCUACCCAGACCACAUGACCCUGAACAGAGGCAACCACGAGGACCACAUCAUGAACCUCCGAUAUGGAUUCACUAAAGAAGUUAUGCAGAAGUACAAGACACAUGGCAGGGACAUCCUACUGCUGGUCCAGGAUGUGUUCAGCCUCCUCCCCAUAGCAACAGUCAUCGAUAACAAGGUGCUCAUCGUCCAUGGAGGAAUAUCAGACAUGACGGACCUGUAUUUACUCAGCUCUAUAGAGAGACACAAGGUGAAAUCUGCCCUGAGGCUUCCUAGGAGGAGUCUGAACCAUCUGGAGGUGACUAGGAGCAGUAGACAGGGCCAGCCAGAGAGCCCCCGGUGUAGGAGCAGGGGCCAGCCAGAGAGCCCCCGGUGUAGGAGCAGGGGCCAGCCAGAGAGCCCCAGGUGUAGGAGCAGGGGCCAGCCAGAGAGCCCCCGGUGUAGGAGCAGGGGCCAGCCAGAGAGCCCCCGGUGUAGGAGCAGGGGCCAGCCAGAGAGCCCCCGGUGUAGGAGCAGGGGCCAGCCAGAGAGACCCAGGUGUAGGAGCAGGGGCCAGCCAGAGAGCCCCAGGUGUAGGAGCAGGGGUCAGGACCAUGGCAACACCCCCAAGAAGAGACGUCACCUCACCAGACAGGGCAGCUCCUCCUCUUCCUCCUCAUCCUCACUCUGCUCCCCCCGGGGGUCGUCCCGCCUCACUCUGUGCCGCUGCCUUUCUCCCAGCAUGCUGAGCCCCACCGACAACCUCCAGGUGCCCUUCCUGGACUCCUUCACCGCCCUCCCCGUCCGUCAGCCGCCCAGGGAGGAGUUGGAGUGGAAACAGGUAGUAGAUUUGCUGUGGAGCGACCCGAAGAGCCAGCCAGGCUGCAGUCCCAACACCUUCAGGGGAGGAGGCAGUUACUUCGGGCCAGACGUGACCAGACGCCUGCUGGAGAGACACGGCAUGACUCUGCUGAUCAGAUCACAUGAGUGUAAACAGGAGGGCUACGAAGUCUGCCACGACGGACAGGUGAUCACCAUUUUCUCUGCGUCUAACUACUAUGAGGAGGGUAGUAACCGUGGAGCCUACAUUAAACUGGGCAGAGAGCUGGUCCCUCGCUUCUUCCAGUACCAGGUCAGCAGGAAUACCAGGAAACUCACCCUGACUCAGAGGGUGAAUGUGGCAGAGGGUUCGGCUGUAAGGGCUGUACAGGAGAAGCUGUUUUCUCACCGCUCAGAACUCAUGGCUGCCUUUCAGCAGUAUGACACAAGUAACAGUGGCUAUAUCUCUGUCAGUGAGUGGGCCCUGGUGUUGGAGUCAGUCGUGAGACUGGACCUGCCCUGGAGGACUCUGCGCCCGCGCCUGGCACGGCUGGCACCAGAUGGCAGCAUCGACUACCAGUCCUGCUUCGAGGACAUGGGCCCGGGACAACCCAUACCCCAGGUCACUCCAAACUUGGCUGAAACUCUUUACAGGUAUCGAACAGACCUUGAGAUUAUCUUCAACAUCAUGGACAAAGACCACUCUGGUCAGAUAUCCAUCGAGGAGUUCCGUCAGACCUGGCAUCUGUUUAGUGCUCACCUAGGUGUGGAGGUGGAUGACCGGGCCAUAGAUGAACUGGCUAAGAGUAUAGACUUCAACAAGGACGGUAGCAUCGACUUCAACGAGUUCCUAGAGGCUUUCAGGGUGGUGCACAAACUGGAUGUUAAGGACCAACAGCAGGGCUGAGAGAAACCUUGUUGUUGUGCUGAAGACUCACAUUAGCUACCCGGGCAAUGACUUGGCUUUAGCUCAGUGAGCCAACACUGGCAGCAGGGCUGAGAGAACUACAAAGACCAGCGGCUAGGUUGAUAGAACUACAAAGACCAGCGGCUAUGCUGAGAGAACUACAAAGACCAGCAGCUAGGUUGAGAGAAUUACAAAGACCAGCAGCUAGGCUGAGAUAACUACAAAGACCAGCGGCUAGGUUGAUAGAACUAAACUACAAAGACCAGCGGCUAUGCUGAGAGAACUACAAAGACCAGCGGCUAUGCUGAGAGAACUACAAAGACCAGCGGCUAGAUUGAGAGAAUUACAAAGACCAGCAGCUAGGCUGAGAGAACUACAAAGACCAGCGGCUAGGCUGAGAGAACUACAAAGACCAGCAGCUAGGCUGAGAGAACUACAAAGACCAGCAGCUAGGCUGAGAGAACUACAAAGACCAGCGGCUAGGCUGAGAGAACUACAAAGACCAGCGGUUAGGCUGAGAGAACUACAAAGACCAGCAGCUAUGCUGAGAGAGUACUACAAAAACCAGCGGCUAGGUUGAGAGAAUUACAAAGACCAGUGGCUAAGCUGAGAGAACUACAAAGACCAGCAGCUAGGCUGAGAGAACUACAAAGACCAGCAGCUAUGCUGAGAGAGUGCUACAAAAUCCAGCAGCAGAUUUGAGGGGAGCCAUGCUCGCCUUGGCUUUAGCUCUGCAGGCUUUAACAGUCUUGUGGUCAACCAUACACUCAGUGUAGCACAUGCAGUUGCAUGAGUCAGGAAUAUAUCUAGGAGAUGUGGUCACCCUUCUCCCUGUGGUGUAGAACAUGUCUCAGAUGAGAACACACUACUCUCACUAGCUACUGAUAUGGAGGUGGACCAACACACGUGAGGUUUCUACAGACAACGCAGACAAGAGCUCCCCGCGGCAUGUCCUAGCUCUGCUCUGCAGACCAACAGCACUUUGCCCCAACUUUUCUAGGUCUGAGACAGGGCUGACACCAGACUGCUCCAUCCUCUCUUCAGGGUCAAAGGUCCAAUGCAGAUGUUUUAAUUUUUUUACAUUUCAAUAUUAAAUAAUUUCUGGGUAAGUACCUUACUGCGGUUGUUUUUCAUUAAAAUGGUCAAAAAGAAACUAAAAUAGCUUAUUUUAGCAAAGAGCUAUUUCUCAAGCAAGAAUUUAGCUAUGACUGUCUGGGAGUGGUCUGGAAAACUGAAAAUGAUCUGUUAUUGGCAGAGAGGUUUCAACGUCUUUCUUAUUGGUCUAUUAACUCAUUUACUUCCUGGUGUAAAGUGUUGGUCCCAUGAUUCAUGAAGCUGAAAUAAACAAUCCCAC
Molecule: messenger RNA, 4028 nt
Organism: Oncorhynchus mykiss (rainbow trout)
Lineage: Eukaryota; Metazoa; Chordata; Actinopteri; Salmoniformes; Salmonidae
Source: RefSeq, a predicted model, not a curated record